AUGGGUGCAUCAAUCUCAGCACCAGUUCCUACAAUCAAGCAGAAAUGGAGAGACCAUCCUCCUUCUUCUUAUUCCCUCAAGAUUCACAACUUCUCACAACUUGAAAAUUCGACUGCCUCCUUUGAUCAUAAAUAUGAAUCUCGUUUCUUUUCCUCUGGUGACCCAAAAGGGAACGUAAAGGACAAUGGGAGUGGAUUUAUUUCGAUGUACGUGGAAAUCGACAGCACAAGCUUGGUAUCCACCCCACCAACUGAGGUGUUUGCGAAACUCCGUUUCUUUAUCUACAAUAAGAAAAUAAACAAGUACUUCACUAUUCACGAUGUUGAGGUAAAGCGGUUCAAUGCUCUUAAACUGGUGUGGGGGUUGCUAAAAGGAGGUCAAUGUGAGUUUGGUGUUGAUGUCAUUGUUCCCCCACCCCUUACCAAUUGGGAGAUCGUCUCUUUUGAUGAGAAACUACUCUCUUACCCUAAGUUCUCGUGGACUGUUAAGAAUUUUUCUGAGUUGAAAGAGGAGAAUUACACAUCAAACAGUUUUUCAAUGGGAGCAACGAAAUGGGUUCUAAAGAUGUUUCCGAAGGGCGACUCCAGAGCAGAUGGCAAAUAUUUAUCCAUUUUUCUGCAUUUAGCUGAUACUGAAACACUCAAACCAGAUGAGAAGAUUUUUACGCAAGCACAUGUCAGAAUUCUAAACCCGCUUGGAUCCAAUCACGUGGCAGGCCAAUUGAUUUACUGGCAUGAGAAAUCAAACUUUGGUUGGGGUUGGUAUAAAUUUUUGUCUUUAGCUAAUCUUCGGAAGACUUACUUGGACAAAGAAGACGCUUUGAAAGUUGAAGUCGAGUUUGAAGUUGUUUCUGCAACCAAAUACUCUCCCAUCAUCUAA
Molecule: messenger RNA, 879 nt
Organism: Camelina sativa (false flax)
Lineage: Eukaryota; Viridiplantae; Streptophyta; Magnoliopsida; Brassicales; Brassicaceae
Product: TNF receptor-associated factor homolog 1a-like
Molecular function (GO): protein binding
Source: RefSeq, a predicted model, not a curated record